Molecule: messenger RNA, 1988 nt
Organism: Impatiens glandulifera
Lineage: Eukaryota; Viridiplantae; Streptophyta; Magnoliopsida; Ericales; Balsaminaceae
Product: NLR family CARD domain-containing protein 3-like
Exons: 17
Coding region: 1-1794 (597 amino acids)
Molecular function (GO): protein binding
Source: RefSeq, a predicted model, not a curated record
AUGCAUUUUGAUAUUACUGCGCAGAUUCUGCUCCGACCUGGAAGAGCAGUUUUCCAUACUUCAAGUUGUCCGCCUAGGUUCCUUUUUCUAGUUAGAGAACAACAUUAUGUUAGUAGAAAGAUUUCCAGAUUGAAAGGCUUUGUUGUGUUAGCUGAUUCUACCGGAGCCAGGCGGCCAACGAGCAGCCGAAAGGUUUACAAACAAUCGCAAGCUCAAGCACCGUUAUCUUCAGUUCCUGUCAAGGAAAUUGCUUCGUUCAUCGUUCCAGUUGGCGCAUUUGUUGUCGCUACCUUUGUUUUAUGGAAAUUGGUGGAGAAACUACUCCUACCGAAGCCAGUGGGGACACCAUCAUCCUCACAAGACAAACCUGCUGCAAAUGGAGUGAAGUGGUCCAUUGCACCUGGGACAAAUUUGCUAUCGGGUUUUGGAGCAAAGAUUGAAAGGGAAUCCAAGCAAAAACUGAAUGAGUUUGCUCAAGAGCUUAGAGCAUUUAGGAGUGUCGAUAUGUCAGUCCGUAACUUUGGAGAUGAAGGGCUAUUUUUUCUUGCAGAGAGCUUGGCCUAUAAUCAGACAGCUGAGGAGGUCAAUUUCACUGCUAAUGGGAUAACGGAAGCUGGUAUCAAAGCUUUUGAUGGUGUUCUUCAGUCAAAUACUGUGUUAAAGACUCUUAACUUGUCUGGAAAUCCCAUUGGAGAUGAAGGUGCUAAGUGUUUGUCAGAAAUAUUAAAGAAUAAUAGUGGGAUUCAGAUGCUUCAACUGAAUAGCACAGGGAUAGGAGAUGAGGGAGCUAAGGCUAUUUCUGAGAUGCUGAAGAUCAAUUCAAGCUUACUUAUUCUGGAACUUAACAACAACAUGAUUGAUUUUUCUGGGUUCCAAAGUAUUGCUGCAGCUCUACUGGAAACCAAUACUCUGCAAUCUUUGUCUCUGACUGGCAAUUAUGGUGGUCCUCUGGGAGCUUCUGCAUUGGAAAAAGGACUAGAGGGCAAUAGAUCUUUGAGGGUUCUUAACUUAAACGGGAAUUCCAUAGGAGAUGAAGGUGUUCGAACUCUGAUGUCUGGCUUAUUUGAAAGAAAAGGGAGAAUACAGCAUCUGGACAUUUCAAACAAUUCAAUCAGUGUGAAAGGUGCUCAUCACAUUGCAGAGUUUGUUAAGAGAAGCAAGAGUUUGUUACUUUUGAAUCUCUACAUGAAUGAUAUUGGAGAUGAGGGAGCAGAGAAAAUGGCAGAGGCUUUAAAGGAGAACCGAUCAAUAACAAACUUAGACCUGGGUGGCAAUAAUAUUCACACAAGAGGAGCCAAUGCCAUUGCUCAAGUGCUGAAAGAUAAUAGUAUUAUAACCAAUUUGGAAUUUGGAUAUAAUCCUAUUGGACCGGAAGGAGCCAAAGCUUUUGCUGAUGUUCUAAAGUUUCAUGGGAAUAUAAAGGUUCUUAGUCUGGGUUGGUGUCAGAUUGGAGUAAAGGGAGCAGAGUACAUUGCUGAUACUCUGAAGUAUAAUUCGACAAUAUCAACUCUAGACUUGCGGGCCAAUGGGCUUCGAGACGAGGGUGCUAUGUGCCUUGCUCGGAGCUUGAAAGUCGUUAAUGAAGUCUUGACCUCUCUAGAUCUAGCAUUCAAUGAAAUAAGGGACGAGGGAGCAUUUGCAGUUUCUCAAGCACUCAAGGCUAAUGAAGAAAUCAGACUCACAUCCCUAAAUCUUGCAAGCAACUUGCUCACUAGACUGGGGCAGACUGCACUAACAGACGCGAGAGAUCAUGUGUUUGAGAUGACGGAGAAGGAAAUUGCCAUCAAUUUCUGAAGGGUUUUGCCGAGUAGAGUCAUUUACUUCUCUUAUGCAGUUUUUUUUCAGUUGGCUUAUAGAACAAAUUUUGGAUGUGAAAUCAUAGGAAGGAAGUUAUGGUUCUUCAUUUUCUUUUGUCUACCAAAUAUUUUACUUUUCUUGUGGACAUCAACACUGAUAUUUGUUUAGGCAUAAGUUUAUUAAUUAUAUGA